This is a messenger RNA of Elaeis guineensis (African oil palm), 1788 nucleotides long. Its product is annotated as cysteine proteinase mucunain. Gene Ontology annotation, molecular function: cysteine-type peptidase activity. NCBI's taxonomy places the organism in Eukaryota, Viridiplantae, Streptophyta, Magnoliopsida, Arecales, Arecaceae. The record is from RefSeq and is a predicted model, not a curated record. Gene Ontology annotation, biological process: proteolysis.
CUCCUCUCCUCCGCCUAUAAAACUCCGUCCGGGCCCCUCCCUGAGAGAAAGAACAAAAAAAAAACCCCACGUUUUCUUUUCCUUCCUUUCUCCCCCCUGCACUAGGAUCUACGAGUAUGGUUUCGAAGGCCGUCGCCGCCGCGCUCCUCCUCUUUUGCCUGGCCGCGGCCGCCGUGGCCGCGCCGGACAUGUCGAUCAUCAGCUACGACGAGGCCCACGGAGUGCAGGGGCUGGAGCGGAGCGAAGAGGAGAUGCGGCUCCUCUACGAGGGGUGGCUCGCGAAGCACGGGCGGGCGGACAACGCGCUCGGGGAGAAAGAGCGGAGGUUUGAGAUCUUCAAGGACAACGUCCGUUUCAUCGACGCCCACAACGCCGCCGCCGACUCCGGCCACCGCUCCUUCCGCCUCGGCCUCAACCGCUUCGCCGACAUGACCAACGAAGAGUACCGCGCCGUCUACCUCGGCACCCGCCCCGCCAGCCACCGCCGUAGGGCCCGCUUGGGGAGCGAUCGCUACCGCUACAACGCCGGGGAGGAGCUGCCGGAGUCCGUCGACUGGAGGGACAAGGGCGCCGUCACCACCGUCAAGGACCAGGGCAGCUGCGGGAGUUGCUGGGCGUUCUCCACCAUUGCUGCCGUGGAAGGGAUUAACAAGAUCGUGACAGGCGAUCUGAUAUCCCUUUCUGAGCAGGAGUUGGUGGACUGCGACAAUGGCCAAAACCAAGGCUGCAACGGUGGCCUCAUGGACUAUGCCUUUGAGUUCAUCAUCAAUAAUGGCGGUAUUGACACCGAGGAGGACUACCCCUACAAGGCUCGUGAUGGCAAGUGCGACCAGUACAGAGUGCGUCUCUUGGUCAUUCUCUGUAAGAAAUCGGUGCUUGGUUUGGCUCUGAUUGAUUUCAGUGUAUUCUUUGUGCAGAAGAACGCCAAGGUUGUCUCCAUUGAUGGGUACGAAGAUGUUCCUGUGAAUGAUGAGAAGGCCCUGCAGAAGGCUGUCGCAAACCAGCCUGUCAGCGUCGCUAUUGAAGCUGGUGGCCGGGAGUUCCAGCUAUACCAUUCGGGAAUUUUCACUGGAAGAUGCGGGACUGAUCUUGACCAUGGUGUUGUUGCGGUUGGCUAUGGCACUGAGAAUGGCAAAGACUACUGGAUUGUCAGGAACUCAUGGGGUGGUGACUGGGGAGAGUCUGGGUAUAUCAGGAUGGAGCGCAAUGUCAACGCAUCCACCGGCAAGUGUGGGAUCGCCAUGGAGUCGUCUUACCCUACUAAGAAGGGCCAGAACCCACCCAACCCUGGUCCAUCCCCUCCUUCUCCUGUGAAUCACCCUGCCGUUUGUGACAACUACUACUCUUGCCCAUCUGGCACCACCUGCUGCUGUGUCUAUGAGUUUGGCCGCCGCUGCUUUGCCUGGGGAUGCUGCCCUCUUGAGGGGGCCACCUGCUGUGAAGAUCGCUACAGCUGCUGCCCUCAUGAUUACCCAGUUUGCAAUGUCAAGGCUGGAACUUGUCAACUGAGCAAGGACAAUCCACUUGGAGUGAAGGCUCUGGUUCGCAUCCCUGCCAAAGCUCAUUGGGCAUUCUCCGGCACUGAUGCAUGAUAAGUCCACUGAUUGUUGAUGAGGAGAGGAUGAAGGGUUCUUUUGUUGAAUACCCCACCAUUCCUCUCCUUUAAGAACUUGAAGCAUAGCUUGUUAUCGAUCUCCUGUAAAUAGCUAUCAAAUUCAGAAGUCAGAUAAAUGAAAUGAUAUUGAACUCAGCUUUCUUAUUUAUGUAAAUAUUGAUUUGCUUUGCAUG